UCUCUGUGGGUUUGGUCUGGUUCUGUCUCGACACCAAUUCGGAGCAAAAAAAUUAACGCACACACAUUGACCCGCAGGAUUUUACCCGCCAACGAGCCCACGCGACACUUCCACACGUUUCUGGGGUUUUCUUUUUUUUUUCUUUAAAAAAACAAAAACAACAACACAAACAAAAACAGGCCGGUUUUGUUUGUGUGUCUGUUCUUUCCCCUCCGCAGCUGAAGUGAAGUGAUGUCCGUCGCGGGUUUGAAGAAGCAGUUUCACAAAGCCACACAGAAAGUCAGUGAGAAGGUUGGAGGAGCAGAAGGAACCAAGUUAGACGAUGACUUCAAAGAAAUGGAAAAGAAGGUGGACAUCACCAGCAGGGCGGUGUUGGACAUCAUGACCAAAACCACAGAAUACCUACAACCCAAUCCAGCGUCCAGAGCCAAGCUGAGUAUGAGCAACACCAUGUCCAAGAUCCGCGGGCAGGAGAAGGGACCUGGUUACCCUCAGGCUGAGUCCGUCCUGGGAGACGCCAUGCUGAAGUUUGGACGGGAGUUAGGAGAGGAGUCCACCUUUGGCCUGGCACUGACUGAUGCCUCAGAGGCGAUGAAGGAGCUCGGGGAGGUGAAGGAUGCUCUGGACAUGGAGGUCAAACAGAACUUCAUCGACCCGCUCCAGAACCUCCAUGACAAAGACCUCAAGGAGAUACAGCACCAUCUGAAGAAGAUGGAGGGCCGACGUCUGGACUUUGACUACAAGAAGAAGCGUCAGGGAAAAGUCCAGGACGAGGAAAUCAAACAGGCGCUGGAGAAGUUUGACGAGAGCAAAGAGAUAGCAGAGCAGAGCAUGUUCAACCUGCUGGAAAGUGAUAUAGAGCAGGUGAGCCAGCUGGCAGCACUGGUCCAGGCUCAGUUGGAGUACCACAGACGCGCCUCUGAAAUCCUCCAGCAGCUCUCCAGCAAGAUGGAGGACAGGAUAAAAGAAGUGUCCAGUAAACCCAGGAAGGAGUACACUCCCAAACCCAGAAUGACCCUGGAGCUUCUGCCCCCCAGUGAAAGCCACAAUGGGGGGAUUCACUCCGCCAAGUCUCCCGGGAGGUCACCAGCUCCCAUGGACCAGCCCUGCUGCCGAGCCCUGUACGACUUUGAGCCGGAGAACGAGGGCGAGCUGGGCUUCAAAGAGGGUGACGUCAUCACCUUGACCAAUCAGAUCGACGACAACUGGUACGAGGGUAUGAUCAACGGCCAGUCGGGCUUCUUCCCCAUCAACUACGUGGAUAUUCUGGUGCCCCUCCCACAUUAGGCUGAAAACCUCAACCCAACCAAUCCCGACGCCUGGAAAACAGCCUGUAUUUGCAUAAACAACAAACCACGCCCUCCUUCUACUUCUUCUUCUGUGCUUCUGUGCCACGCUGCUUUCACGGAGUGGACUAAAAUGAGAGAGGAGGCGGGGCCAGUGUAGGUGGGAGGAGUCGGCGGCAGCGGGGAGGUGAUGCUAUUUGCAGCUGGAGAGUGAGAGAGAGUGAGACGAGGAUGCAGAAAAACAGAGACAGGGAGGAAGACGAGGCGACGGUUGUUUACAGCACAUUUGCGUGGCCGCAUGGCCACGGAAACCAAUGAGGCUUUGUAGACCUUCGGUGUAUAUGUACGUGCAUGUAUGUGUGUGUACGUGUGCUUCCUGCUAAUGCCUGGAACUUUCCUCUUUACUCACUUUUAUUGUCUUGAGUCUUUCUUUAUGUCUUUUCUAUUUCGACUUGCCUUCUUGUGCUUUUCACAGCCAUACUUCUCUCCUUACUCGGCUAGCCUUGCCCCUUUUAGCAUGGCUCCAAACUGAUCAUUGAUAGGUGAUGCAGAGCUGCAGUUGGUCGUCAGACCCACCACUUUAUAUUUAGUAAAGGCCUUUAUUCGUUAUACGCAUUUUACUUGCACAUUAAUCAUGUUUUUGAACCCUUGUGACCGAGUAACAUCCUUGUCAGCUUAAGUCUGCGAUAUCUUGAGAAUAAUGAAACAGAAGUUUGUAUAUAUACAGUAUAUACUGCUCACUCCCCCACACUAAAGUCCAUAGAGAACUUUCGUUUUUAGCUCGCAAGGGACACAGGAGCUGCUGGUCUACUGCUGCCUUGUGUGGUCGGUUUGUGCCA
Molecule: messenger RNA, 2125 nt
Organism: Solea senegalensis (Senegalese sole)
Lineage: Eukaryota; Metazoa; Chordata; Actinopteri; Pleuronectiformes; Soleidae
Product: endophilin-A1-like
Exons: 9
Coding region: 232-1287 (351 amino acids)
Biological process (GO): synaptic vesicle uncoating
Cellular component (GO): presynapse; cytoplasm; glutamatergic synapse
Molecular function (GO): protein binding
Source: RefSeq, a predicted model, not a curated record